This is a messenger RNA of Desarmillaria tabescens, 1193 nucleotides long. RefSeq lists its product as uncharacterized. Lineage: Eukaryota; Fungi; Basidiomycota; Agaricomycetes; Agaricales; Physalacriaceae. The transcript is spliced from 12 exons. Bases 110 to 1033 code for a protein of 307 amino acids. The record is from RefSeq and is a predicted model, not a curated record.
CCUAAGUAAAGCUGACGACCGCUGUCAUCUGAUGGCCUAGCUUCAUAGUACAUAAGAAAGUUUGCGCAGCGGAAGUGUGGCAAGGGUUCAUUCUCUGUCCACCUUCGUUAUGCAGCCAAUUGAAGUCCCGGUCCAGUCGAAUCAGAUCGUCGGCUCCCUCGAGAUUGGUGUGUUCUUCAAUCUUAUUCUUAUGGGCGCCGCUUUAGUCCAAGGAACUACCUACUUCCGUCGGUGUGGAAGAGACCUCUGGGUAUUCAAGCUUCUCGUUACUCUCUGUUUUGACUCUGGAAGUCGCGCACUCGCUAUGCUCCGUUUCUAUCGAUAUACUACUUUACUCGUCAUCAUUGCAGACGUCGCAGACCCCCGCAAGCCGCGAAGUUCUUAUUUCUUGGCUUCCGUGGCCAUCGUAGAACCACUGUCGACGGCCUCUAGUCCAGGGUUUGUUUUGUUUCCGCGUCUACCGUCUCUCAGGCAGCAAAUACAACUAGCGGUUGUAAUGAGCUUGCUCGUUGCCUUUCGCCUGAGUGUAGGGAUAUUCUUAGGGUAUCGCGCAGUGCGUGAUGUGCCUAUGGAACCUGCGUUUAUGGUAUUCCAGCGGCGGUGGGACUGGCUCCUCACCUCUGGCUUCGCCGUAGGCGCCCUGGCGGAUCUGAUGAUCGCCUGUACGCUGUGCUAUCAUGUCAACCAGCUGGCUUCGCCGCUGGUCAUGGAAACAUCGGGAGGAGUAUUGAAUGGGAUAUUCUUGCGGUCACUGCAGACGGGGUUGAUUACUAGCCUUGCGUCAGUUACGGUUCUGAUCUGCUUUCAGACGAUGCAGGAUACUUUCGCCUGGAUUGGGGUAUAUAUCGUCUUGGGUAAACUGUACUCCAACGCACUGCUUUCGUCUUUAAAUGCGCGCCAUUCCUAUCGCCGGAUGAUGAAUAUGACACACCUCGAUGAUGACUCUGAUACCAGUGUAAAUUCCAAGGAAACGACACGACGGGGGAAAUGGAGAUCGAGAAGGUUUACACACCCAGGAGUCAUUGAAUUGUAGAGUAUAACUAUCCACUUUCUCUGAUCUCUGUUUAAUUACUAUUAUACCCCGGAAAGACCUACCUGUAGCUACUUGGGAAAAUUGUAUUGUGCGGCAUGGUGGACCCAUAUACCACAACAAAUACCAACAUGAUCAACUGCCACAGAAAAAUUGUUACUAA